ACAACCAUAGGGGAACAAAUCAACAGCAAGCUGGUCGCGGGAACGCUUUACUGUACGGACAGGAAGUUGGUGUCUUGAGCCGUGUCACAUUGAAGCCCAUUAGCUAUCCUUGUAAUAGCUACAGAGUAGCUCUGGUUAGAAAGGGCAGAGUAACCUCACCGAUUUGAUCCAUGACGUCGUGUUAAAUUUCAUCAUGUUUCUAUCCAAAGUGGCUGCACGUUUAAGUCUGGUAUCCAGACUUAGUGGUACCCUUCAUCAUCAAUCACAAUCCCUUAGCUGUACUCUGGGGCGCUCUUGGCCUGCACGAUGCCAGUCUUUUUCCAUCACACACCGGCGCUUCAAUUCGGCAGCAGACAAUAAAGUCCCUCCUAAGCUCUGGAUGCCCUUAGAGCCAGAGCUGGAGGAGGUCCUAGUCCCCCGUAAGCUCGCCGUGUCGCCACUAGAGAGCUGGCUCUCCCUGCGCUACUCUCUCCCCACGCCGGAUGCAGCCCAGCCCUUGGAGGAAGGGGAUGUGGUGGUGGAGGCUGUGGUUCUGCCCCCUGCCUCUUACCCUGUGCUGGAGGGAGAGGAGGGCAACACUCCCCUCAGCUGCAAGAACGUGCUGGAGAUCCGGCGACGGAAGAUGAACAGGCACAAGUACAAGAAGCUGCUGAAGCGCACCAAGUUCCUGAGGAGGAGAGUGAAAGAGGGCAGGAUCAAAAGGAAACAGUCCCGCUUUGAGAAAGAUCUUACAAGAAUCUGGAAGAAAGCUGGAUUGAAAAAGGCACCAGAAGGAUGGACUAUGCCCCAAAUUUUCAGCAGGCAAUAUUAGUGUUGGAAAGGACCUCACUGUACUUGUCAGCCUGCAAACACUUGACCUGUUAUCAGACUCAUCUUGGGACUCCUGGCUUCCAGCUAAGACUGAUGUGGAAUGGACUGAUCACUGUUGUGUUGGAACGCGCAUUGUAACAACUUAAUAAAGACUAUGUGA
Messenger RNA from Sardina pilchardus (European sardine), 970 nucleotides. It is a transcript of the gene aurkaip1, whose product is annotated as aurora kinase A interacting protein 1. The record is from RefSeq and is a predicted model, not a curated record. Gene Ontology annotation, cellular component: mitochondrion. The transcript has 4 exons. NCBI's taxonomy places the organism in Eukaryota, Metazoa, Chordata, Actinopteri, Clupeiformes, Clupeidae. Bases 194 to 811 code for a protein of 205 amino acids.